Messenger RNA from Lasiodiplodia theobromae, 1137 nucleotides. RefSeq names its product Glycosyltransferase family 25. The coding region runs from base 1 to 1137 and encodes 378 amino acids. The record is from RefSeq and is a predicted model, not a curated record. Lineage: Eukaryota; Fungi; Ascomycota; Dothideomycetes; Botryosphaeriales; Botryosphaeriaceae. The transcript is spliced from 3 exons.
AUGGAGCCCCGGUUCCAGCGCCUCGGCGCGGCCCUGAUUUUCCUUUUCGUAGCGCUGUCGCUGUGGUUCCACGCGCCUGCCGCCGUCAACCGCGAAGCGAGCGCGACGCAGCCGCCGUCCAAACCCUUCUCCGCCGGCCUGAACUACACGCGCUUGCACCCUGCCAACUCCACUCUAGGCUUUGGUGCCGUCCUAGCCGUCUCGCGCGAGAACUCGCCCCGGCAGGAGUCCCUGUUCUUCGCCUCCAAUUUGACCGGUGUCGACAUUAUCGUCCCGCAUCAACCGCGAUGGUCCGAUGAACGCCUCAACAAGCUCCGAGCUGAGCAUGACUCCCGAAUUACACGUGGCUCUGCCCUGGCGUGGCUGGGCCACCUGAACGCCCUCAAAUGGUUUCUAGACUCUGGCCUGGAGACGGCGCUUAUUAUCGAGGAUGAUGUCGACUGGGACAUCCACCUGCGGACUGUCCAGGUCCCACUUGCCUCCGAGAACCUGCGCGCCCUGUUGGGUUCCGACACGACCUACUGGGGCGAUUUGGACCAAUGGGAGAUCCUCUAUCUCGGCCACUGUGGUGAUUUCUUCGAUGCCGACAAGCUCGACAGCCUCCAGCAUCGCGUCUACCGCGACGACACCCUUCUCCCUCACCGGAGAAUGCACUCGCACACCAAUGAAUUCUUGGAAAAGCUCGGCCUCCAAGAAGGCGAGCGCAUGGUCCACCGCUCCAAGUGGCCGCUUUGCACCUUUGGCUACGCCGUCACCCGCGCCUCAGCCAACCGCAUCCUAACCAAGCUCGCUGCAAGGGAGUCUGAUGGCGGCUGCGAGGCCUUCGACGUGCGCAUCCUGGAGGCCUGCAGAGACCUGGAUUACAAGUGCUAUAGUGCCAAUCCCGAGCUCUUCCAUCACAUCUCGGCUCCUUCCGAGAUUGCGAAUGUCAACGAAGGCGCCGACACGACCGACAGCACGGGCCGAUUGCGAUCUCAAAAGCUCACCGGCGGCACCACUAACAUCGCCUGCGGUGCGAGAUCCGCAUCUUUCUUCACCAAAGACCCAGCCACCCUGAAGUACCUGCAGAAAGAAGUGGGCGAAAAGGGGCACUGCUUAGGCGAUCCCAUGGAGCAGGACGCCGACAAGCCUUAUUAA